This is a messenger RNA of Rubroshorea leprosula, 837 nucleotides long. The record is from the annotation of a GenBank genome assembly. NCBI's taxonomy places the organism in Eukaryota, Viridiplantae, Streptophyta, Magnoliopsida, Malvales, Dipterocarpaceae.
UCUACCCAAAGCUGUAAGCUGCAGAGGUGAAAGUUUCAAGUUUCAAGUUUCAAGCACAGAGGAGAACAGAGUUCAACAAUGGCUGGGGUUGGGGAGCAGCAGCAGCAGCAGGGAGUUGUCAUGCCCAGAGUGAAACUGGGUACUCAAGGACUCGAGGUCUCCAAGUUGGGAUUUGGUUGUAUGGGGCUAACUGGAAUUUAUAACGAUCCUGUCCCUGAAGAAGUUGGCAUAUCAAUCAUCAAGCAUGCAUUUCACAGUGGGAUUACUUUCUUUGAUACCUCAUAUAUCUAUGGAGUUAAUACUAAUGAAGUAUUAGUCGGAAAGGCUUUGAAGCAGCUACCUCGGGAGAAGGUACAAUUAGCUACUAAAUUCGGUAUACAAUUAGCUACUAAAUUUGGUAUUGUGAAAUUGGAUUCAAAUGCUGUCAUAAUAAAAGGUACUCCAGAAUAUGUCCGUUCCUGUUGUGAGGCUAGCCUGAAUCGCCUUGGUGUGGAAUAUAUUGAUCUUUAUUACCAACACAGGAUUGAUACAACAGUACCAAUAGAAGAUACUCUGCGUGCUUGAGUUGAAAAACUCAGCAUUUCUUAUCAGUUAAAGAAGUUCAAAGGAUUCUCAUAAUGAAUCAUACUCCAGGGGAGGGGCAAGGUGAUCGAGAAGAGAUGUUAAAGAAAUGUGUAACCUUGAUACGGUAAUUUCAAGGAGAGGUUGUUGACGCUUCUAAUGGCAGAGUAUAAGCUUUUAAUGUUCAAAACUUUACGGUCAGGUUUGGGUGGAUGGAGUGGUCAUUCCGUCGUCAAAGUAUAAAAACAUUACACACAAGAAAUAGUUAUUCCUUAU